CCCCCGGGAAGGCAGCAGGGGCGGUUGAGAAGUGAAGUCUUGGCCAGAGUUUGCUUCUUGCCAGGAAAUCCGCGGCGGCGGCGGCGAGUCCCGGCAGAGCGGAGCCUCCGGGCUGGCUCUUGGCUCUCCCUCCGCGAGUCCCGGAGAGCGGGAGCCGGCCCUGGGCUGCGGUACCGUGAGCGGUGUGCGCCCCGGGCAGCCGCGGCUUCCCGCCACUUCAAAUAAAUAGCUGGAAAGCACACUCAGCAUCCAGAAGAGAAAUAAGCUUAUUGGUGUUGAGCUGUCUGUCCCCUGUGUCAGCAUUCCGUGCUUUAUGACAAGAAUUAUUGGGAACAGAAAGAAGGUGGUUUGUAACAUAAGAAAAACAGACAUUGGCUUUAUUCAGAUACACCCCAGUGUAUUAAAGGAAACCCAACCAUUAAUGGAAGACUAGCUUAUGAGGACACAGAAACUACACCAGUUGAUUCAAGAUGGGAACCACAAGUGAUGAGAUGGUAUCAGUGGAACAGACCUCCUCCUCCUCCUCCUCCCUAAACCCCCUGUGCUUUGAGUGUGGCCAACAGCACUGGACCAGAGAAAACCACUUGUACAAUUACCAGGAUGAAGUGGAUGAUGACCUCGUCUGCCAUAUUUGCCUUCAGCCUCUGCUGCAGCCACUUGAUACACCCUGUGGACACACAUUCUGCUACAAGUGCCUCAAAAACUUUUUACAAGAGAAAGAUUUCUGUCCAUUAGACCGGAAGAGACUUCAUUUCAAGCUGUGUAAGAAGUCUAGCAUUCUGGUUCAUAAACUUCUAGACAAGUUGUUAGUUUUGUGUCCAUUUUCUUCAGUGUGCCAAGACGUAAUGCAACGCUGUGAUCUGGAGGCACAUCUUAAAAACAGGUGUCCUGGAGCUUUUCAUCGGAGAGCUGUCCUGGAAAGAAGGAAAACUAGUAAAACUCAGACAGAUACUGAGAAUGAAAAUGGAUCCACCAUAAUAGAUCUUCCAGGUACUUCAUCCCCAGAAACGGAUUGCUCAGGGCCAGGGACAGGCCCAGGACCUGCCGAACAGAACUCAACAUCCACAUCUCUUCCCGUGUGGAGUGAGGAGCCAGGUCUGGACAACCCUGCCUUUGAUGAAAGCACUGGAGCUGAUGCUGCACAACAGCCACUCAGUUUACCAGAAGGAGAAAUUACCACAAUUGAAAUACACCGAUCUAAUCCAUAUAUUCAGUUAGGAAUUAGCAUUGUGGGUGGCAAUGAAACACCACUGAUUAACAUUGUCAUCCAGGAAGUCUACCGAGAUGGAAUCAUUGCCAGAGAUGGGAGACUCCUUGCUGGAGACCAGAUUCUUCAGGUCAACAACUAUGAUAUCAGCAAUGUGUCCCAUAACUAUGCCAGAGCUGUCCUUUCCCAGCCUUGCACCACUCUGCAUCUGACUGUGCUGCGGGAGAGGCGCUUUGGCAGCCGAGCCUACAACCAUUCUGAUGGCAGCACUGCAAGGGAAGAGGUUUUCCAGGUGGUUCUUCAUAAACGGGACUCUGCUGAACAGCUCGGCAUUAAACUAGUCCGAAGGACAGAUGAGCCAGGUGUUUUUAUUCUUGAUCUACUAGAAGGGGGGCUGGCAGCCCAAGAUGGCAGGCUCAGCAGCAACGACCGGGUACUGGCCAUCAAUGGGCAUGACCUGAAGCAUGGGACUCCAGAGCUCGCUGCCCAGAUUAUUCAGGCCAGUGGAGAGCGGGUGAGCUUAACUAUUGCUAGGCCAGUGAAACCCCAGCCUGGCAACUCCACCCGGGAAGCAGGAACUCAUAAUAGCAGCCAGCACCACCCACAGCUGCCCUCCCACAGCAGACCAAGUUCACAUAAGGAUCUAACUCAGUGUGUUACAUGCCAAGAAAAACAUAUUACUAUAAAGAAGGAGCCACACGAGUCUCUCGGAAUGACUGUUGCUGGAGGCAGAGGAAGUAAGAGUGGCGAACUGCCCAUCUUUGUGACCAGCGUGCCACCUCAUGGCUGUCUCGCACGAGAUGGCAGGAUCAAGAGAGGUGAUGUAUUGCUGAAUAUCAAUGGUAUUGACUUGACCAAUCUAAGUCACAGUGAGGCUGUGGCUAUGCUGAAGGCCAGUGCUGCCUCCCCAGCUGUUGCCCUCAAAGCAUUGGAGGUCCAGGUUGUCGAGGAGACAACUCAAACCUCAGAAGAGCAGCCAAGUGUUUUCAGUGAGAAUGAGUACGAUGCCAGCUGGUCUCCAUCAUGGGUCAUGUGGCUUGGACUCCCAAGCGCCCUCCACAGCUGCCAUGAUAUAGUGCUACGAAGAAGCUAUUUGGGAAGCUGGGGCUUUAGUAUUGUUGGUGGAUAUGAAGAGAAUCACACCAAUCAGCCUUUCUUCAUCAAAACCAUUGUUUUAGGAACUCCUGCUUACUAUGAUGGAAGGUUAAAAUGUGGAGACAUGAUCGUAGCUGUAAACGGUCUAUCAACUGUGGGCAUGAGCCACUCUGCUCUCGUUCCCAUGUUGAAGGAACAGAGGAACAAAGUCACCCUCACAGUCAUUUGUUGGCCUGGCAGCCUCGUAUAGCAUUUAUGAAACUGGUUUCCAGGCUUGUUUCUUCCAUUUUAGAUUUUUGAAAGGAACACCUUUGGUAUCAUUGUGUUUCUGCUUAUUAGGAGCCCUUGGCACAGUUGGCAGGCAUGGGGUCAAAAACCACUAAAGUCAUUCUUUUAUGUUUAUUUAAAUUGUCUCCUAAAGUUAGCUACAUUUCUGUUAGCCCAAAAAUAUCCUUCCACUAACCCUGGUGUGGUACACUUUGAGAGUACAUACAGUAAUGAAUGAAGCUGCUCAAACUGUGACCAAGCCAGUUGAGUUAGGAUACGUGGUGGCUGUUGGUUUUCAGUGCCUCAGUCGUAGGGUGAAUUAUAUAUCCCCCCAGACCCAUGUCAGAGCAGCCACUAGCAAUAGUGCUUACUGCCAUUGCCACAAACAACUUCUCGAAGGAAUACGUCUUAAGUCUGGAGGUGUCGCAUUGCUCAUUUUUCAUUGGUGCCAACAUUUCAAAACUCUAAACUACUUAUAAAGUGAUUUUCUGGUUUAUUUUACUUCUACUUUAAUCUCUCAGUACUCAUAAAUGAUGAAGACAAAUCUGACACCACUAAAGAGGUUUUUUUUUUUUUUUUUUU
Dipodomys spectabilis (banner-tailed kangaroo rat) is the source of this 3151-nucleotide messenger RNA. RefSeq names its product ligand of numb-protein X 2 (gene Lnx2). Gene Ontology annotation, molecular function: protein binding; ubiquitin-protein transferase activity. The record is from RefSeq and is a predicted model, not a curated record. The coding region runs from base 471 to 2552 and encodes 693 amino acids. The transcript is spliced from 11 exons. NCBI's taxonomy places the organism in Eukaryota, Metazoa, Chordata, Mammalia, Rodentia, Heteromyidae.